GGAAGAACCCGCCCUAGAGAGGAGCCGCCGGGAAACGAAAGUGAAUUGUGGCGGAGUAUUAUAGAGUUGGAGCGGAGGCGGGGGGGGUCGGGCUGCCGUUCCUCCUGCCGAGCCCAGCCGCGCCUGUGGACACCUCCGAGCCCUGCUCUUCCCUUCUCUCCUCUUUGUUCCGGCCCGAGGCAGAGCCCCCUUCCCCCCUUGUGAGUUAGCAGGCAAAGGCCCGGGGAGGGAAAGCGAGCAAGCCGAGGAAGUAAAAAUGAAGAGAAGAACAGACCCUGAAUAUGGCAGCCCACAGAAAAGGCAGAAAAAAAGGAUAGAAGAGUUGGGUUUGACUCUUAGUUCCACAUCAGAUGAUGAAACCCAACUUAAUAUUAACCAUGCAACUCAAGAUUCUUCCACCACAAGCAGCAGUGAAUCUGAUAGUGAGAACAGUGGGAGGCGGCCUACUCUUGGCACUUUCAGCAAUAAAUUCAGUGCAGAUUCCCUUGUGGAGGGCACAUCGUCCCGCUACUCUAUGUACAACAGUGUGUCCCAAAAGCUCAUGGCUAAGAUGGGCUUUCGAGAAGGUGAAGGUCUUGGCAAAUAUGGCCAGGGAAGGCAAGAGAUUGUGGAAGCCUCACAACAAAAAGGAAGGCGUGGAUUGGGACUCAUUCUGAAAGGAUUUGAUGGAGAGAUGAACAUCAACUGGCAAGAUGAGCCAGAGGCUAGUGCUUAUGAGCAGGUGGACUGGUGCCCGGAAUGUACCACAGAAAUUCCAGAUGCUGAAGAAAUGAAGGAUUGGAUGACGAUAGGAAAGAGGAAACUGGUGAUUGAAGAUGAAACGGAAUUCUGUGGAAAAGAACUCCUACACAGCAUGCUCCAGUGCAAGACUAUUUUUGAUGUGCUGGAUGGAGAGGAGAUGCGGCGAGCUCGUACAAGAUCCAAUCCCUAUGAGAUGAUCCGCGGAGCCUUCUUCCUAAACAGAGCUGCAAUGAAGAUGGCAAACAUAGAUUAUGUCUUCGACCACAUGUUUACAAACCCAAAGGAUUCUCGUGGGAAACCACUAAUUAAAGAGCGUUCUGCUGAACUGCUAUAUUUUGCUGAUGUAUGUGCUGGCCCUGGUGGUUUCUCAGAGUAUGUCCUCUGGAGGAAGAAGUGGCAUGCAAAAGGUUUUGGGAUGACCUUAAAAGGACCAAACGAUUUCAAAUUGGAGGAUUUCUAUGCUGCAUCUAGUGAGCUUUUUGAGCCUUACUAUGGUGAAGGGGGUGUUGAGGGAGAUGGCGACAUCACCCGUCCUGAGAACAUAUCUGCCUUUCAGCAGUUUGUGCUGGACAACACAGAUCAGAAGGGGGUUCAUUUCUUAAUGGCUGAUGGGGGCUUCUCAGUAGAAGGGCAGGAAAACAUCCAAGAGAUCUUAAGCAAACAGCUGACACUUUGUCAGUUCCUCACAGGACUCUCUGUUAUACGGACAGGAGGGCACUUUCUCUGCAAAACCUUUGACUUAUUCACACCAUUCAGUGUUGGCCUUGUGUAUUUGUUGUAUUGCUGCUUUGAACGUGUAUCAAUCUUCAAACCUGUGACAAGCCGUCCUGCCAAUUCGGAAAGGUAUGUGAUAUGCCGUGGUUUAAAAGCUGGAAUUGAGGAAGUGAGAGACUAUCUUUUCACAGUGAACAUGAAAAUCAAUCAGCUACGCAACUCUGAACAAGAUGUUAAUCUUGUUGUUCCUUUGGAAGUAAUCAGAGGCGAUCAUGAUUUCUAUGACUAUAUGAUCAGCUCAAAUAAAAGAUUCUGUGCUGUUCAGAUUAAAGCCCUGGCCAAAAUCCAUGCUUUUGUUCAAGACACGACUUUGAAUGAACCACGUCAGGCUGAUAUCCGAAAAGAAUGCCUCCGACUUUGGGGGAUUCCAGACCAAGCCCGAAUUGCUCCAUCCUCUUCUGAUCCCUUGUCCAAAUUCUAUGAACUAACUCAGGGUACUAACGUAGAGAUCUUUAGUUAUAAAUCAACUCCUCUCAACUCAAAAACUUUGCACAAAAUUCGACCUGUGCUGGAUUACAGAUGCAUGGUAUCGGGAAAUGAGCAGAAGUUCCUUCUGUCAUUAGGGAAGUCUCAGAUAUACACUUGGCUUGGUCGCCAAUCGGAUCGCUGGACCAAACUGGAAUUGAAGAUAGAACUGCCACGGGAUACACUUCUUUGUGUGGAAAUUGUUCCUGAGCUGAAAGGAGAGGGCAAAGCCCAGCGAAAAAUCAACGCUAUCCACAUCCUGGAUGCUUUGGUGCUGAAUGGCAGUGAUGUUAGAGAGCAGCAUUUCAAUCAGCGAAUUCAGCUGGCAGAAAAGUUUGUGAAAGCUGUCUCUAAACCUAGCCGCCCAGAUAUGAGCCCCAUCAGAGUGAAGGAAGUGUACAGGCUAGAGGAUAUGGAAAAGAUCUUUCUGAGGUUAGAAAUGAAGGUUAUCAAGAGCUCAGGUGGAAUCCCACGGCUAUCCUACACUGGUCGUGAUGACAGGCAUUUUGUACCUUUUGGAUUGUACAUCGUUCGGACUGUCAGCGACCCCUGGACGAUGGCAUUCAGCAAAACCUCUAAAAAAAAGUUUUUCUACAAUAAGGCAACACAGCAUGCCACGUACGAACUGCCUCCAGAGUCUGUAGCACCGUUUCACAUUUGUUACUUUGGUCGCCUCUUCUGGGAAUGGGAUGAUGGUAUCAAAAUGCACGACUCUCAGAAAAAAGAAGAUUCAGAGAAACUAUCGAAAGAAACUGUUCUAUCCUUCAUCAGACAACAUUUCACCCUGUGAUUACUCUCUAGUCACAUCUUAGGGUAUGGGGAAUGACCCAGGUAUGAAAUAGUCAGCAGGGAGCCACAGAGAAAAACACUUUUCAAAGUGGUUCGAUUGGAUGAUAAGGACUCAGUCCAAGAGAAAUAGAAAGCUUUGGAUUGGAAACGGUGCAGUAUAUAAAUACCUGCUUCCUGGCCACAUUAAGACUGGAGCAGUGCACGUUCUUCUGAAUGGAU
Molecule: messenger RNA, 2988 nt
Organism: Ahaetulla prasina
Lineage: Eukaryota; Metazoa; Chordata; Lepidosauria; Squamata; Colubridae
Gene: CMTR1
Product: cap methyltransferase 1
Exons: 24
Coding region: 257-2770 (837 amino acids)
Biological process (GO): 7-methylguanosine mRNA capping
Cellular component (GO): cytoplasm; nucleus
Molecular function (GO): nucleic acid binding; protein binding; methyltransferase cap1 activity
Source: RefSeq, a predicted model, not a curated record